AUGUUUUAUAUAUUCCUAGCCCUUGUUUUGGCCAUAAUCCACCAUUCCCUUGCAGAGCAAGUGCAAACGGAGCAAACAAUUGUCGAGGAAUGGAGCUGGCAAGACAACGGCAACGGAGACUUUGACCGUUAUCACUACUACUCAGCGCUAGAUAAUGAUGAUGAUUUGGACGGCGAUGAGGAUAAAAGCGACUAUGAAUAUGAAGAGGAUGGCGGGGCAACUGCCGCCGGCUGGGACCAGGAUGAGGAGACGUGCGAGCAAAGCUGUCCCCGAUACUACCGCCCCGUCUGCGUUCUCCGCAAUGGCCGCAAUGUGACAUUUGCCACGCUCUGCGAGUUCCACAACGAAGUACGAUGUGCCCACGAUCUGAGAAGACAAGGUCCUGGCUAUACGGUGCCCAUUUUUCAAUACCAACAUGAUGGUGUCUGCUAGACAAUAAGAUUUAUUCAGGAAUAAUCACGAAUAUUGGGAAAGUGAGGGGAAUACAAAUGAGGAUGAAAUUAAAGAGGAGGGUGCUAUGACAACUC
Molecule: messenger RNA, 527 nt
Organism: Drosophila teissieri
Lineage: Eukaryota; Metazoa; Arthropoda; Insecta; Diptera; Drosophilidae
Exons: 1
Coding region: 1-432 (143 amino acids)
Molecular function (GO): protein binding
Source: RefSeq, a predicted model, not a curated record